Molecule: messenger RNA, 1224 nt
Organism: Capronia epimyces CBS 606.96
Lineage: Eukaryota; Fungi; Ascomycota; Eurotiomycetes; Chaetothyriales; Herpotrichiellaceae
Product: beta-lactamase
Exons: 1
Coding region: 1-1224 (407 amino acids)
Source: RefSeq, a predicted model, not a curated record
AUGGCCGACGACAUAGAGACGAGCUUCCAGGCGGCCAUCGAUGCUGGCAAGAUCAACGGAGCCGUCAUCUGCGCCACCGACGCUGAUGGCCGCUUCGUCUACGACAAGGCACUCGGAGAGCGAACGCUGCUCUCGGGAGAGAAGCGGCCGCAGCGGCUCGACGACGUGCUGUUCCUGGCCUCAGCCACCAAGCUGAUGGCCACCAUCGCUGCCCUGCAGUGCGUCGAGGACGGCCUGUUGACCCUGACUGGCGGUCUGUCGUCCUCCAUCGCCCCCGAGCUCGCCGAGAGGCAGGUGAUUACUGGAUUCUCGGAUGAUGGCGAAACUCCGCUACUGGAACCGCCCGUCCGGACCAUCACUCUCGAGAUGCUGCUCACGCACAGCUCUGGUCUUAGCUACCACUUUAUCAACCCUCUGGUCGAUCGGUGGAGCCAGAAGUUCAACUCUCCACAAGAAGGCAGACGGCGGCCGGUUGAGGAGGCCUUCUGCUACCCUCUCGCCUUCCAGCCCGGUGCCAGCUGGAUGUACGGUCCUGGGCUCGACUGGGCCGGCCGUAUAGUAGAGCGGGUGACGGGUGGCACGCUUGGCGAGCACAUGCAGAAGCGCAUCUUCGACCCUCUCGGCAUCACCGACGCCCAAUUCAGCCCGGUCUUGCGAGAGGAUCUACGCGCCCGCCUAGUCGAUCUCAACCCGGAUGACCCUGAAGCCCUCGGCCUCGCUGUACUGGGCGGCUCAGGCGACAUGAACAAGCGCUCGCGCGGAGACUUUGGAGGCCACGGUCUGUUCAUGACCGGCGCCGACUACGUCAAGGUGCUACGCUCGCUGCUGGCUAACGACGGCAAGGUUCUCAAGCCCGCGACCGUCGACGACAUGUUUGAGCACCAUCUCAGCCCCGAAGCGACCACGGGGCAUCAGGCUGCGCUGGCCAGUCCUAUCGGUGUUUCUUUCCGGGUAGGCACCGACCCUGGAACAAAGGUGGGCCACGGUCUGGGCGGCCUGCUUACGCUGGAGGAUGUCGACGGCUGGUACGGCGAGCGCACACUAACCUGGGGCGGCGGCGUGUCGCUGGCCUGGUUCAUCGAUCGAAAGAACGGCCUGUGCGGCAUCGGCGCCGUCCAACCCUCGCUGCCGGUCGACAUCAAACUGGUGGGCGACCUGAAGCAGACCUUCCGCCGGGACAUCUACCGUAAGCACGCCGCAUGGAUGGUGCAGGCGCAAACAUGA